UCAAUUUAACGUGUGGAUAGUAACACCGUGUAUGGGUUCGUUGUCUCAGUUCCUCUCCUCAGCAACAUCUUUGUGUUACUCUCCACUGGGGAUGCUGUCCAAAGUCAGUGGUAAUGACUCCACCUGAAUAUUGUCAUUUGUAGAUUUUAGGUCUAUGUAUAGUUGUUUCUAAAUAUUUUUUAUAAGUAUAUAUACUAGUUGCAUUUCUUACGUGUCUUUCUUAGGUGGCUAUUGAUUUGCCCAUAGGCUACUGUUAAAUUAUCUCCCAUCCCACUUUCCUUCCAUCAUCGAAAACUGCACGUUGAAAGUGCGGGAACAAAGAAGAAAGUGGGCUGUGCACUUCUGGCCCAGCGUUGCUUAAUUUCUUUCCCCCCUCCUUAUUCCAAAUCUUUUUUACCUUGUCCUGUGCACUUACACUUGUGGACGGAGCUUAAUUCCAUCUUUCACAUUCAGGACGCAGGGUAUACCCACCUGACAACGCGUUUUGUCAUUUGGCUCUUCUUUUCUAGAAAAUAUUAAGAGACCGCACCUGUCAAGCGUGGAACUCAAACAAGGCAAAACAAAUUGGGAUCGUUUUAGGAAUAAGACUGGAAAUGCUCCUAUCUCUGCUGCUGUGCACCAUCUGCCUCCUUGUCCGACCAUCCUCCUCUACCCCCAGCCAUGGCUCAGAUGACUCAAGACUCCUACAGGUGACCAUCCCUAUCAGACCCCCCAUCUCCGCCAUCUUGGGUGGCUCUCUCACACUGCCUUGUUUGGUGUCCCUGUCCCAUCCACCCCCGUCCCCCUCAACGGUGGGUCGACACGCCGUGCUCACCUUGCCCCGGGUCAAGUGGAGCAUCCUUUCACAAGGCCGAGAGACUGAGAUCCUUGUGGCCCGCGGGGACAGGGUAAAGGUCAGUGAGGCCUACAAGGACCGGGCCUUCCUGUUAAAUUACGCAUCCUCCCCUGCCGACUUAACCCUGAAGCUGGAAGGUCUGCGGUACAAUGACACAGGCUUCUAUCGGUGUGAGGUGCAGCAAGGCCUGGAGGAUGCAGAUGAUGUGGCUUACAUCAAGGUCAAAGGGGUGGUGUUCCACUAUCGAGAGGCUGCUAGUCGGUACGCCUUCACCUUUGAGCAGGCCAGGAAAGCCUGCAAGGAGAUCGGUGCUCACAUCGCCUCUCCAGAACAGCUCUUUGCAGCGUAUUACAGUGGCUACGAGCAGUGUGAUGCAGGCUGGCUUUCCGACCACUCAGUAAGGUAUCCUAUCCAAAUGCCAAGGGAGGGAUGUUUCGGUGAUAUGGAUGGAUGGCCUGGAGUCAGGAGCUAUGGACUUCUGGAGCCUGAUGAGCUCUAUGAUGUGUAUUGUUAUGUGGAGGAUAUCGAAGGGAAGGUGUUCCAUGGCUCCUCUCCUCACCGAUUCACCUUAUGGGAAGCAAAGGCUCAUUGCAGGGAUCAUGGGGCUGAGUUGGCAACCACAGGUCAGUUGUAUGCAGCCUGGAAUGAUGGCCUGAACCACUGCAGCCCCGGUUGGUUGGCAGACGGAAGCGUGCGCUACCCUAUCGUAAUUCCCAGAGAGCGCUGCGGUGGGGGCGAGCCUGGAGUCAGGACUGUCUAUCGUCAUAGCAACCAGACGGGCUUCCCUGAGCCACACACUCGCCACGAUGUCUACUGCUUCCAAAGCUACAACCACGCACACACAGACUCCCCCUAUGAAUACCUGGCCACCGAGCCCGAGGACAUUGUGACCCUGGCCGACCCUCUGGACGAGUUCAGCCUGGUCCACAUGACAGAACAAGAGGGUAGUGAAGCUCAAGGUGCACUGACAGCCAUCCCUGUCCCAGAGGAGCAAUACACUGAAGAGCACAAGGAGAAACAGGGGGCUGUGGAGGGUCAAACCCCGACUGUGGCCUAUGACGAGCUCCCCUUUCCCAUGGAACCCCAGAGCCCAGUCACCUCUUCAUCCAUACCGCAAGAUUCCAAGGCCACAAAAGACACGUGGGAGCCCGUGCACAAGGCCAGUUACCCAGAGUCUCAUCAGUCUGCUCCAGGGGAAAACCAAGACCCAAUCUACCCGGUUCCACCUCACGAUUCUCACGAAGACAGCAUCAGUAACACAGAGUAUUCUUUGUUAGUUGACAGGCACAUCGUAAAUGUGUCACAAAUUGCUUUGGAGGCAUCUGUAUCCAGCUCCGAGUACGAGGUAACAAGUCCAGAGAGUGAGUUCACCACACGUCAAGAAGACCAUUCUGAGGAUGAUCACGUGGAGCAGUGGAUCCACUCAGGCACCUCUCACAAAGUUUCAGGAGAUCCUGAGGAAGCCCUUGCCGGGGGUGUUGUAGAGUCAUCUGUACCUGCCACUUCGUCUCAUGCGCAUCCAGAGCUCUUCCCUAUCUUCUCCACCAACCCAUCCUCACCUUUUGAAAACACUACGCCUGAAUUUCCCCUAAACAGAGAGAAUUCUGUGGAGCAGAGUUCCAAUUCAAUUCUUUCUGGCGAAGAGCAUCACAUGUCCUCUCAGACGACGGUUACCAUAAGCCAAGUGGACAUUGACCCCUAUGACACCCAUGAAGUGAUACCUACCUCUGAGUACAGUUAUAUUCCCACACAGAAACCGUCUGGCUUAUCAAUAACAAAUUCCUCCACCCCAGUAGACCAUGAGGAGCAAGAGGCCGGUGGAACCUCUGUGGAGUCAUUACCAGAAGCUCCCAAUCGCUCGGCAGACCUGACUUUGGUCACAACAGACAAUAUCAUCACAGUCACUAGUGAGCCAGGUUCCAGUGAAGAAGACAUCCACAGAGAUAACUACCCUGUGACUCUUUUGACCUCACCUAUACGCAUGACUCUGUCUCCUCCUGUUGUGGAGGUGGAGGCCAGCUCUACAGGAGAGGUGAUCACUUUCAUUCCCAAAGCCAGUGUCCCCUCUGGGUUUGACACCUUGGAAGAAAAUCUGGACAAGGUGGAGCAGGAGGGAGUGGGUGAAAGCCCACAAAUGCUCAUUACUAAAACUCCAGACAUUGCAAACACAGCCUCGGGCCUGGAGGGCAGUGGCCUGGAGGGCAGUGGCCUGGAGGGCAGUGGCCAGGAGGGCAGUGGCCUGGAGGGCAGUGGCCUGGAGGGCAGUGGCCUCGAGGGCAGUGGCCUGGAGGGCAGUGGCCUGGAGGGCAGUGGCCAGGAAGGCAGUGGCCAGGAGGGCAGUGGUCAGGAGGGCAGUGGCCUGGAGGGCAGUGGCCUGGAGGGCAGUGGCCAGGAGGGCAGUGGCCUGGAGGGCAGUGGCCAGGAGGGCAGUGGAGAGGAUGCUGGGUCGGGAUCGGCAGAAGAGCUUUCUGGAUCUGCCGAAUCAUCAGGAGAACCCUCUGGAGAAAGCUCAGGGGUCUUUGACACAGAAUUCCCCUUGACAAAUGAAACUCUCAACUCCGUCAAUGACACCGAUAGUAGCGAAAUUGAGUCCGGAACAGAUGCCCCCUCCGCAGAGAUAGAAAUCACAUUGCUCCCUAACCUGUCACUAACCCCCAGCUCGGAGACAGAACCAGCCCCCACCAUCCCCCAGGAGUCUCGGACGGACCUGGAGUACAGUGGGGAGGCAACUGACACUGAAGUCGAUGCUCCCGAGUCCUCUAACCUGCCACCCACUGAGGAACCAGAGGAGGAGACUCCCAGCCCCUCUCCGACCACAGAGGAUUAUGAUGAACUCACAACAAUGACAGCCACGCUGUACCCUGAGGACUUUGACGAGGAGGAGGAGUUGACUCCAACCCCUGCAGCACCACCUUCUGGCAGAUCAUCUGUUGGAAAAUUUUGGAGGAUUUCAGAUGCCUGUGUGGAUAACCCCUGUCUGAAUGGGGGCACCUGUGUUGAUGGUGGAGGAUCAACAAAAUGUCUUUGCCUACCCUCAUAUGGUGGAGAUAUGUGCCAGACAGAUUUGGAGUCGUGUGAACCUGGAUGGGAGAAGUUCAUGGGAUUCUGUUAUCGUCACUUUGACAAGCAGCAAGGCUGGGAGGUAGCCGAGCAGCACUGUCGAAUGUGUGGAGGUCACCUAGUGUCCAUCAUGACCCCUGAGGAGCAGGACUACAUCAAUGACAAGUAUAGAGAGUACCAGUGGAUUGGACUGAACGAUAGGACCAUCGAAGGAGACUUCCGUUGGUCUGAUGGGAACCCUCUUCUGUAUGAUAACUGGUACCGGGGCCAGCCUGACAGCUACUUCCUGUCGGGGGAGGACUGUGUGGUGAUGGUGUGGCAUGACGAAGGGCGCUGGAGUGACGUGCCCUGUAACUACCACCUUUCUUACACCUGCAAAAAGGGUACAUCUUCCUGUGGCCAACCUCCUGAAGUCCCCGGUGCUAAGUUAUUUGGUAAGAGGCGUCUGCAUUACGAAACUAACUCCAAAGUGCGCUACUACUGUGGUGAAGAAUUCCUCCAGAGGAAGAAUCCUGUCAUCAAAUGUCUGUCAAAUGGGCAGUGGGAGGCACCUCAAAUAACCUGUACACCAAACCAGUCAGCAGAAAACGAGCAGAUAACUACACCGCCAUACCAGAAUGAGGGGGUGUUGGUUGUGGACACAGCCACAGACAAAGCCACUCCACAGUUUUGGGACAUUAAGUGGAACUUUUAAACUCUUAAGUCCAAGUGUUGUUUACCCCGUUUAGUUUCCUGUCACGGAUGUGUUUCACUCUAAGGCUGCCCAACCUUGUUCUCCAACAAAGUCGAACCUCACUUAAGAAAUGUUGUCUUUGAAGUCAAGUUGUUGAUGUAUUCCCAUCACCUAAUUCUUCCAUAAUAAAACCAUUAGCAAAAUUAUAAGACUUUGAUAGGACUCUAAUACAGUUAUGAUCUCACUUGAAGUAUGUCAAACAUGUCAAGAAAAGGAAGCAUAGCAAAAAACUAGUGCAUACUGUAGUAUGUUAAUGGGAAAUGCCUAUUACUGUACGUGGUCUAUCAACUAGUUAUGACACUGUUGGAAUACUGUAUUUGACUGCAAUGUCUAGUUAUGAAGCUCUUAGAUGGGGAGGAUGGAUAAGCACAAUUUAAUUCUCAACCUCAGCUGGUCUGACAUUAACUGAAGCCACUUAAAUAGAUAGAUAAAUAGGUACUUUAUUAAUCCCCUAGGGGAAAUUGCUUUCAUUCUCUCUUCCUCAGCAACAAUUGCAAUUUUUCUUUUAGUCCAGUUUGUAUCAGAUUUUCCCACAUAUUUCAGAGCUCAGAUAUACCUUCCCACAGGUCUUAUCAUUAAUUCAAAAUGUCCUCAUUCCUGGGGCUUUGUUUUUCAGUGUUCUCACAGUUUGUUCCAUUCAUAGUAUCUGCAGAACACAAUCACUAAGAUGCUAGCAAAAACGUAAAACAUUUUGGUCCACUUAUCUUUGUAAUUUCUAGAUAUUGUAUUAAUGACAUCCAUCAAUAGCAAGUCAAACUCAGUAGGGUAUAACAAGAAAUGUAUAUGAAUACAUAUGGGUUUUAACCUUUCAGCUGAUUACAUCUACUUAGCUGUAGUGAUGUUUACUUACUGUACUUAUAAAUGAACUAUGUCGCACAGUAGUUGUUAUUGGUUUUACAAUUAUAUUUGGACUCAAUGUUAGUAUUUUUGUAUUGUUAAUUUCAUUAAUUCCAACUGAGAUCUGCUGUCAGUGGUCUAAACUUUUUUUGUAGUCACAAUCAGGAUGCACAAAGAUGCAUAGAUCUGAUUAAUACAGUUUCAUUCAUAUUAUCAUGAUAUUAAAAUACAUGAUAAUGUUUAAAUAUAUUAUGAUAUAUUUAUCAAGGGGUCUUGGAAUACAUAGGCACUGAAAAUAUGGACAUUGGGUGUCUUGUUAAAUGAACAGCUAGAUUUUUACUAUUCCCUAUAUUGUAGACUGUAGUUUUUUUUACUAACGCCAUUGUGUUUGAUGCAAGAUGUAUAGCUUGAUGUGUAGUAGGCUGAAUGUUGUCACUGAUUGACAUUUGUGACAUUGAAUCGAGUGAGUUAAAACAGCAUGAAGUUAGAUUGAUGCAAUAAAAGUGCAGGUAGCCAAAGUUGUGUAAACA
This is a messenger RNA of Osmerus eperlanus (European smelt), 5995 nucleotides long. RefSeq names its product brevican (gene bcan). Bases 594 to 4589 code for a protein of 1331 amino acids. The transcript has 14 exons. Gene Ontology annotation, biological process: skeletal system development; glial cell differentiation; positive regulation of neuroblast proliferation. Lineage: Eukaryota; Metazoa; Chordata; Actinopteri; Osmeriformes; Osmeridae. Gene Ontology annotation, molecular function: hyaluronic acid binding. Gene Ontology annotation, cellular component: perineuronal net; synapse. The record is from RefSeq and is a predicted model, not a curated record.